Molecule: messenger RNA, 555 nt
Organism: Nicotiana tabacum (common tobacco)
Lineage: Eukaryota; Viridiplantae; Streptophyta; Magnoliopsida; Solanales; Solanaceae
Source: RefSeq, a predicted model, not a curated record
CUAACUUAUUGGGACCCGACCUAGUACAAGAAACUAUGGACAAGGUCCAGUUGAUCAGACAGAGAUUGCUUGCAGCUCAAAGUAGACAAAAGUCUUAUGCUGAUAAGAGAAGAAGAGAUUUAGUGUUCACAAUUGGGUACAAAGUGUUCCUACGAGUCUCCCCUAUGAAAGGUGUGAUGCGGUUUGGGAAAAGAGGCAAGUUGAGCCCCAGGUUUAGAGGACCAUAUGAGAUACUAGACCGAGUGAAAGCGGUGGCUUAUCGUUUGGCACUUCCUCCUAAGUUAUCUUUUAUUCACCCAGUGUUUCAUGUCUCAAUGCUAAGAAAAUGUAUAUCAAACUCAUCUCAGGUGCUUGAAGCACCAACUAUACUGCUUGAUGAGAAGUUGUCUUACGAGGAAGAGCCGAUGGCAAUUGUUGAUAGACAAGUAAGAAAGCUACGGUCAAAAGAAAUUGUGUUCGUAAAAGUUUUAUGGAGAAAUCAUGCCGCUGAAGAAGCUACUUGGGAAAUAGAGGAUAAUAUGCGAGUCAAGUACCCCUAUUUGUUUCAGUCUACAG